AUGGCAGACGACGAUGCCGUGAUCCGGCGCCGUUUGCUUACCCGCACGAGCACUGUGGGCCAGUUGGGGUUCAAGAAAUGCACCGAAACAAUUUUGACGCUGGUGGAUAUUCUACUGGACGAGUCCGUGGACGCUGUGACAUGCAAGCAAGAGCUGGACGCGCUGUUCUGGGAGAUGGCUCAGCUGGAGUUUGAGGCCAACAAGACAGAGAUCUGGACGUACACGUGCGACCGCGAGCUCGAGGAGUACGAGACGCUGAAUGCCGAGAUCGACACGUCGAUUCGCAAAGUGACGAAGGACAUUGAAGAGCUCAAGAAGAGUGUGUUUGUCGAGAAGCGGAUACGGGCGUACAAGGAAGAGUACGAGUCGAUUGCCCGCGUGGUCAAUGAGCUGCCGUCGCGGAGGGAGGUCACGGCGGAGAUUGAGCACGAGAAGAAGCGACUCGAGGAAGCUACGACGGAGAUCGAGGCAGUGGAUAAGCAGCUCGACUUGCGCACGAAACAGUUUGCACUGUUGAUGAACACGAUCCAGAACUUGCAGGCGACGAUGAGCGAAGAUAGGGCGGAAGAGGAGAAGGACGACGACGAGCAGCAGGAGGACGAGGAGAUGGAAGAGGACGUGGAAAGCAAGGAUGACGUCAUGCAAGGUGAAGAGGGUGCGUGA
This is a messenger RNA of Hyaloperonospora brassicae, 663 nucleotides long. NCBI's taxonomy places the organism in Eukaryota, Oomycota, Peronosporomycetes, Peronosporales, Peronosporaceae. The record is from the annotation of a GenBank genome assembly.